Messenger RNA from Pangasianodon hypophthalmus (striped catfish), 1754 nucleotides. RefSeq names its product cholecystokinin B receptor a (gene cckbra). Gene Ontology annotation, biological process: neuropeptide signaling pathway. NCBI's taxonomy places the organism in Eukaryota, Metazoa, Chordata, Actinopteri, Siluriformes, Pangasiidae. The coding region runs from base 342 to 1667 and encodes 441 amino acids. The transcript has 5 exons. Gene Ontology annotation, cellular component: membrane. Gene Ontology annotation, molecular function: neuropeptide receptor activity; gastrin receptor activity. The record is from RefSeq and is a predicted model, not a curated record.
CACACACAGAGGGAACAUCCUCUGCGUUCAGCAGCAUUAAGCCUCUCAGCCUCUCACUUUGCGCACAGACACAGUGCGAAGAAGAAGUUGAAGAAUGUUCCCACGGAGUCCAUCAUUCAUACAUCGACUCUGCAUUACUGAAUAUCUCUGCAUUAUUACUGAAUAUUAAUACAGGCUGCGCGUUUUUUUCUUCUUCCUUUUUCCUUUUUUGAAAAGUCAGGCGCAUCUGAAUAAUUCCCAGUGUAAUUUUAUCACCCAGUAUAAUUUUGUGCUUGGGGUAAGUCACUUAUAGAUUCUAAUGUUCUAGUCUGGAUUAUACUGAAAUAAACAACGUGGUGAAUAUGGAUUUCCCCAAAAUGAAUGAAAGUCAUGGCACAUUGUGGUCGUGCGCAAAAGCGCCUCCAGAUUCUUCAGUAAACCUCUCCACCGUGGAAAUGAACGCCACCUGUAGCAAUGCGUCAGUGGUAACCAAACUUCAAGCCACACGAUCUAAAGAAAUGUACUCGCUGCGGAUCCUCCUCUACUCUCUGAUCUUCCUCUUGAGUGUGUUUGGCAACCUGCUGAUCAUCGUGGUGCUGGUGGUGAACAAGCGUAUGCGCACCGUCACAAACUCCUUCCUGCUCUCGCUAGCUGUCAGUGACCUCAUGAUGGCCGUCUUCUGCAUGCCAUUCACUCUCAUCCCUAAUUUGCUGGAGGACUUCAUCUUUGGAGCUGCCAUGUGCAAGACCGUUGCCUAUUUCAUGGGUAUCUCCGUCAGCAUUUCCACCUUCAGCCUGGUUGCCAUAGCAAUCGAGAGGUACAGCGCCAUCUGCAACCCGCUGAAGUCACGGGCAUGGCAGACCCGCUCCCAUGCUUACAAAGUCAUUGCUGCUACCUGGGUGCUGUCAGUGGGCAUCAUGGUACCGUAUCCGAUCUUCAGCACGCUGGUGCCCUUCUCCAAACCCAACAACACCACUGCUCACAUGUGCCGCCCAGACUGGCGUGUAAGCCAAAUGGAACAGAUAUGGUACGUCUUGCUGCUUUUUAUUCUAUUCUUCAUCCCAGGUGUGGUAAUGAUCAUUGCCUAUGGCCUCAUCUCUAGAGAGCUCUACCGUGGGAUUCAGUUUGAGCUGGAGCAGAAGAAUGACUGUAGAGCAAUGAAGAAUGGCGUGAAUGGCACCAUAUCCCAUGGCCAAGAUGACAGCGAUGGCUGCUACAUCCAGGUUCCCAAGAAACCCCCAGCCAUGGAGCUUUCCGCCAUCAGCAACUCAGCCUCCUCCAAGCCGGACAGGCCACGCAGCAACACCUCUGAAGCCAAACUCCUGGCCAAGAAGCGCGUGAUCCGUAUGUUGAUCAUCAUCGUAGCUAUGUUCUUCAUCUGCUGGAUGCCUCUCUAUACAGUGAACACAUGGAAGGCGUUUGACCAGCAGUCAGCCAAACGGGCGCUCUCUGGCGCUCCCAUUUCCUUCAUCCAGCUGCUGUCUUACACGUCAGCCUGCGUCAACCCCAUCAUCUACUGCUUCAUGAAUGUGCGCUUCCGUAAGGCACUGCUGGCCACCUUCGCCUGCUGCGCCCUGCUGUGCCGCAAGCGCAAGAGGAGGGAAGGUGAUGAUGAGGUUACUGGGGUCACGGCUGCAUCGAUGUCUAAAUUUAGCUACACCACUGUUAGCACAGUGGGGCCGUGUUAGCUUUGAAUCUGGGGUUCGUCCAGAUUGUAUAAGUUUUAGGCACGUUUUUGUCUUGAGCGUAUUAAAGAGUUUUUAGCAUUUGUAAAA